This is a messenger RNA of Haliotis rubra (blacklip abalone), 5590 nucleotides long. RefSeq names its product PR domain zinc finger protein 10-like. Gene Ontology annotation, cellular component: nucleus. The record is from RefSeq and is a predicted model, not a curated record. Gene Ontology annotation, molecular function: protein binding. The transcript has 16 exons. Bases 144 to 4157 code for a protein of 1337 amino acids. Lineage: Eukaryota; Metazoa; Mollusca; Gastropoda; Lepetellida; Haliotidae.
CUUUAUGGAUCAGUCUAACUAAGGGGUGCGGGGUCGCUAAUGGGCUUAGAAGAUUCCAAAUUUGACGGACAAUACCAUCUUAGUUCGAUUAAAUAAUAUAGUGGUAAAACUAUUAUUUCCAAUAGAGUAGCUGCUGACCAACGAUGGAGGACCCCCCAAGUCCUGCCAGUAACCAUAACUGGGAACAGCCAGACCAGAGUCAGUUUGUCACGGCAUCCUCAUCCUCCAUGAAUCCAGCAUCACCGACACCGCAACAACCACAGCAGUAUGACAACAACGCACAGUCCAUACAGGCUUAUAACCAUGUACAGGGUCCUGAUUUUGAGGAGACACACUACCAGUCCAUGCGACCCUCAGCUACGUUCUCCGGGGAGUACAGCGGACAGCAGGCAGACGUGUACCAGGCCGCACACUCCACGUAUGAGAGGAUAUCCCCAGUGGAUGACUACCGCGAGGUGGCGGCAGCUGCAGGAAGUGAUGGGAUAUCUUCCUACUCAGCGAUCCAGCCGGCAGAAGCACCCCAGGUUAUACGGAUGUCCGCUGUAGACAGCAGCUCCCUUCAGCAACAGGGUUACCAAGUGCAUCAAGUGGUUUUGGACCAAGAUCAUCGAGUUGUGGCUGUACAGAGAGUUAUCUCCCCUGCUGACUGCACAGUCAGUCAGUCAUCUCUCAGUCUCAGACAAGAUGGCUCUGAGGCACAGCCAAACACUGCUCUACUGCCUGUGCAACCUCAACCAAGUGGUGCCCCCUCCUAUGUGACGGUGCAUGUGACGUCCAUGCCACAGUUUGCGUCACACGGCGAGGUCAGCACCUCUGGGGACUCCCCUCUCAUGUCCCAGUCGGCCACACUUGAGGACAGAGACGCCCACAGAGCGGACGACCGCGACCUUGACAGUCUGAGUGGGGAGCCGGACACCACACAGGAGGAUGUCCACGACUACAGCCACGCACAUGCGUCCCGCAGCUACCUGCACCCCUCCACCACCUACUCCAACACCACCUCGGCCAUGGACUCCGAGGCCCUUCACUCCACCAUGCCAGUACCAUCCUCCCUCACCACCUCCAGCAGCCAUGUGGUGAUGGACACCACCAUGGACAGCAGCCACCUCUCCUCCUCACACGAGGCGGCCAUGAGCUCCUCCCUGGACACCUCGCUGCACACACCCGGGGAUGUCAUCGUCAUGGAUGCUGGCAUGGAUCGGUCGGUUGGGAGCUCCGCAAUAGGACCAGAUCUAGCCCAGGCAGUGGCGGACAGCAUGGUGACUGGCAGCGAUGCAGCUCUGGGGCAGGUGUACAGCAGGUCCAUGGACGAUGACGACAAGGAGAACGACCCUCAGUCAAGUCAUGGGCGAGUCAGUGCGUCGGUGAGGAAGUCCAGCCGUAUUGCAACGUUAGACCAGGAACAGGCCUCCACAUCCUGGCGUCGCCGCCACACUUACGUUCCCAAACCCUACAACUCAGAUGAACUGUGGUGUGAGGAGUGUAUGACCACCUACCCAACCGAGUGUCCUGUCCACCGAUUGUCCAUAGUGCUGGACAAGGUGGUGCUGUCUCGGGCAUGGUCAAGUCUGCCACCGCAACUACAGAUCUACCGCCUCAGUGAAACAGGAGGGGCAGACCUGGGAGUGUUUGCGAAGAAACCAAUCCCCAAGUAUACCCAGUUUGGUCCCUUUGUGGGAGAUUUGGUGGAUUCCCAGGAGAAAGUCACUGUGCACAAAUUUCCACUAAUGCUGGACCGGUCUGACAACACUCUGGCCUACUUCGAGACCUCUGAUGAGAACAAGUGUAACUGGAUGAUGUUCGUAAGACCGGCAGAGAACUUCAUGGAGCAGAAUUUAGUGGCCUACCAGCACGGCCAGGACAUCUUCUUCACUGUCACCAAAGCCAUCGACACAAGACAGGAACUGAAGGUUUGGUACGCAGCCCACUAUGCCACCAGGAUGGGGCUGAAGACCCAUGACAUGACGCAGGAGGACAGAGAUGCGCUUGAUGAGCAGGAAUACCGCUUCCCAUGUUACGAGUGUAACAAACGCUUCAAGACAUCGGUAGCGCUACAGCGCCAUCUGCUGGGGCAUGAGGAAGGCACAGCGAACCAAGGUGAUGAUGAUGAAUUCGAUGAGAAGGUUGAAGUCCGCAGUAAGGCCAAGAAACGAUUGUUCACAAAGGGAAGUCUCUUCAAGGCACGGGCUAGAGCAGGGAAGAAGGACGGUCUUGGAGAAACAUCAGGUUACCAGUGGAAGAAAAAGUCCACCAGUAUCUACUUGAACAAGACCCUGAAGAAGUAUCAGCGUCGGCCUCACACGGAGAAGAUCCGCCAGACCAUCAAGUCUCUCUACAAGAAGAAGGGCAAGGACACUGGUGGGAAUGAGUGGGUGUGCAUGCACUGUGACCUCACCUUCGACAACUCUAACCUCCUAAAUUUGCAUACGCUGACCCACGCUGCAGAAGAUGUUGGUUUGGAUGAAAUCAAGAAAUUUGCGUGUGAUGUAGGAGAAAUGCAGAACGCCAACUCAGAUAGUGACAUGCGCACUGAGGAUGGUGAAAUUGUUAGCAUGGAGACGUACCUAGCCUGUCCAAUGUGUCACCGACAGUUUGCUAAUAAGAGAGACCUAAUAGACCAUGCCUCUGAACAUGGAAAAAGCAAGAAGAAAUUGCUGAAUCCAAACAGGCCUCAUAAGUGUGAAAAAUGUUGGAAGGCAUUUGGCUCUCAGGAUCGUCUCCAGAAGCACAUGUUGUGUCACGGCGAGGAGGACAGCAAGCCUCUGCAGUGUGAUGUGUGUUACAAACGCUUCAUGAACAACUCCGCACUGGCCUGUCACAUGAAGACUCACAGUGACAAGAAGUACUACGAGUGUCCCAUAUGUCGUCUUGGAUUUGACCAGAUCACCACCAUGAAGAAUCACAUAGUUCUCCACGCUCAGAGCGGAUAUUUUACCUGCCCUGAGUGUGGGAAGCAGUUUGAUGAUUAUCAUAUUAUUCGUAAACAUAUGAAGGCGUUCCAUUCUGAAAAACGUUAUCCAUGCCCUGAGUGUGAUAAAGUGUUUCCUCGACAGGACAAACUGAAGCUUCAUAUGCUAAGACACUCUACUCAUCGUGAGUUCAUGUGUGAGAACUGUGGGCGUCAGUUCAAACGAAAGGACAAACUAAAGGAGCAUAUAAAACGGAUGCAUUCUCUUGAGCGGGAGGUGAAAAAUGCUCAUAAAGGUGACAAGUCUCCAUCCAAGAAAUUCAUUCCGAAAGUGUCUCCAACUGACUAUCACAGGUUUAUCUACAAAUGCCACACCUGUCUGUUAGGGUUCAAGAGACGAGGCAUGCUGGUCAACCAUCUUGCCAAGAGGCACCCAGAGAUUAAACCUGACCAGGUACCUGAACUCAAUCUCCCCAUCUUGAAAACCCAGCGAGAUUACUAUUGUCAGUAUUGUGAUAAAGUAUACAAAUCAAGUUCCAAACGGAAGGCUCACAUCAUCAAAAACCACCCUGGUGCAGAUCUGCCAAUCAGCAGCAGGAAGAAAUGCCUCAUCCCGGAGAUCCCCGGACUUCCAAACCCGACCUAUUCCCAGACAGUGGGCUCCAUCACGACCAUGCCCCACUCAUGUCAGUUCUGUCAUAAGCAAUACGCCAGCAAGGCUAAACUGAUGCAACAUCAAAGGAAGAAGCAUCCUGACUAUGUUCCCCAGUUGCCGGACCGACCCAAGAUGAAGGAUGAACUUCCUCUUCUUGAAGCUGCCCAGCAGCCUGAGCGUUACGAAGAGGUGACCGCAACAGUCCAGGGAGCGCAGCCUGAGACCCUGCAAGCUGCUGAUCUGCUGACCCAGGCCAUGAGUGAGCUGACUCAGACACUGCAGGAGUACAGGCCAGGGGAGUUCCACAUCACGUCCCGCCUCCCGACCAUGGUGAUCACUCCAGCCCAACACCCCAGCCAGCAGCACACCACCAUCGAGCUCAGCCAUCUCGGACACGCCCUGGCACACACACAGUUUGCUCAGGUUGCCACUUCAGGAGCCACAGUAAUUGCUGCCGCGCCACCUCCAACAGGCCAGCAGGCAAUUGUUGCUGGUCAUCCUGUAUCAGUGUCGGUCGUCACAACCAACCCAGGACAAACUCAAACUAUUCAAGUUCCAGUCUCAACAUGGGCCAAUUAUCAGACUUACCGAUAGAGAGGCAGCCAGUCCUUGGGCAACUUUCUUGAACAGAUUCAGAGCCUGGAACAUCUUACAUAUCUUUCUCCAGAAACAUUGCUUAUCUACAUCCUCUAUUAUAUAUUUCAGGCUAUUGUUUGAUAUUUUGAUAAUAUUUGGCUACGUUCUUUGAUCUAUGAUGUCUAUUUGUAUGAACUUGUGUUGAAUGGGAUCAGCUUUUGUCUUGCUAAUCAGCUUGAGGAAACACAAAACUUGUAGUUCACAUGUGAAACAUUAAGAUACGAUGUCCAGACGUGUCACAACUCAUGAUGUAUGCCAGUAACUGGUACACUUCCCUUACCCAAGUCCUGGCUCUGACUGAUACAUUGCAUUUCAACACAAUGCCAGUGCUCCGUGCUGACGGUAAUUGCAGUUACUGCCCUUCCCAGAUCUGUUUUCACCCGGCUCUGCUCGUCCGCUGUGUGGGAUGCAGGAAAUCAAAGCAUGGUGUCUUUGCUUAAUUUUCAAGUAGUGAUGUUUUAUUUCACCUUUUGGGUUGUGAAGUCCUACAUGUACCAGCAUACAUCGUCUCAUUAAUAUAUCAUACGCUUGUCUUGUAGGUAUAGUAACCAGUCUUGUUAAUAUAAUGUUGCUUUAUGAUAUGAUGACAAAGUGAAGACAACCGUUCAUGUUGGUGUGUACUCACCUCACAGUCACACUGGAACUGCGUCCUGUACAGUGCUUUUCUCACAUGUCUGAAUGCAUUGUCUGCCAAUAUUGAAUAUUACAUAUAUAUUAUGUAUACUGACAAUCAGAGAGUUUAUAUGGAAGGUUGAUCUGUUCUGUUUAAGUUUAUUUAUUUAAUGUGUUUUUUGUUAUAACAUGCUGUCUGAGCAAAUAUGAACAUUCGAGUAAGCAUUCUUUCAAGGAAGUUUAGUCCUGAUAUGACCAAGAUGGUCUUUUUCUGUAGAGAUAUUAUGGUAUUUCUGGCAUCAGUCAGGUAGUGACAGAGAACCACAUGCUGAUGAUUGGUGGCGCUAUGUGAUGGCAUUCAGCGUGUCCCCUUUGAUUCCCCAGCCCCUUUGAUGGGGUCUCGGGUCCACUGUGAUAGGUUCACAUCAUGGUGUAAUAGAGAUUGGUGGCGCUAUGUGAUGGCAUUCAGCGUGUCCCCUUUGAUUCCCCAGCGUAUGGGGUCUCGGGUCCACUGUGAUAGGUUCACAUCAUGGUGUAAUAGAGAUGUAUGGUACACUGGGUAGUCGUGGAUCCAAGCUUGUAGAACAGGCAACUGUUGACAAGUCUGUGAGUCGUAAUAGACAAUGUGGUAAUAUUUAUUUUAUGGUAACAUUACUUUGGUUGAACGACAUGCUUUACCAGCAUGACAGAGCUGACACGUGUUUGUUUGCUAGAUAUGCUUCCUUGAGAGUUGCAUGGUCCUGACAUUACUCUUCAGUGUAAUAAAACCUUACAAUUGA